Molecule: messenger RNA, 951 nt
Organism: Sciurus carolinensis (gray squirrel)
Lineage: Eukaryota; Metazoa; Chordata; Mammalia; Rodentia; Sciuridae
Product: olfactory receptor 5V1-like
Biological process (GO): G protein-coupled receptor signaling pathway
Cellular component (GO): membrane
Molecular function (GO): olfactory receptor activity; G protein-coupled receptor activity
Source: RefSeq, a predicted model, not a curated record
AUGGAAGAAAAGAACCAAACAGCUGUAUCUGAAUUCAUCAUCUUGGGAUUCUCCAACCUGAAUGAAUUGCAGUUUCUACUAUUCACCAUCUUUUUUCUGACUUAUAUAUGUAUGGGAGGAAAUAUAUUCAUCAUCUUGGUGACCAUGGCUGAUCCACACUUAUAUACACCCAUGUACUAUUUCCUAGGGAACCUGGCCUUUCUCGAUGUCUGCUACACCACCACCAAUGUCCCCCAGAUGAUGGUUCAUCUUCUAUCAGAGAAGAAAAGCAUUUCCUUUGGAGGGUGUGUGGCUCAACUUUUUGCAUUCAUUUUCUUUGUAGGAUCGGAGUGUCUCCUCCUGGCAGCAAUGGCAUAUGAUCGCUACAUUGCAAUCUGCAAACCCUUAAGGUAUUCAGCGAUCAUGAACAAGGCCCUGUGUAGCCGGUUAGCAGCCUCAUGUUGGACUGGUGGUUUCCUCAAUUCAGUGGUGCAUACAGUACUGACAUUCCGUCUUCCUUUCUGUGGCAACAACCAGAUUAAUUACUUCUUUUGUGACAUACCCCCUUUGCUGAUCUUGUCUUGUGGGGACACUUCUGUCAAUGAACUGGUGUUGCUGUCCAUUGGAGUCUUCAUUGGUUGGACUCCUUUCCUGUGUAUUGUCCUUUCCUACCUUUACAUAAUCUCCACCAUCUUGAGGAUCCUCUCCUCUGAGGGGAGACGAAAAGCCUUUUCUACCUGUGCCUCCCACCUGGUCAUUGUCCUUCUAUAUUAUGGUAGUGCCAUCUUCACAUAUGUACGGCCCAUUUCAUCUUACUCAUUGGAGAAAGACAGACUGAUCUCAGUAUUGUAUAGUGUUGUUACUCCCAUGCUGAAUCCUAUAAUUUACACGUUGAGGAACAAGGACAUCAAAGAGGCCAUGAGGGCUAUAGGGAGAAAGUGGCAACCACCAAGUCUCUCUUUUGAUAUGUAA